CCGCAGUCUGAGAGAUGCACUGGUGAUGAUAAUGGAGGUGAUGGGGCUACCGCCGGUCAAGUGUCAGGGAUUCUUCUAGGUGGCAUCAUUGCCGGUUUGUUCACUACACUGAUUAUCAUCAUUCUCUUCUUCUUGUGCUGGAAGUACAGGAAACAGUCAUACAAAAGUCAAAGUGAGUUUAAUGAGCUGGUGAAUGAGCCUGGACGGAAGUUGAUCAUGCAGGAGAAGGUGUCUCACGAUGAUUUGUACUUACAGAAUAAUAAUUAUUACAGGGCUAGCUAGGGCUGAGGGGAAUUAACACUGAAUUCAAACCUACCUGGG
This is a messenger RNA of Geodia barretti, 321 nucleotides long. The record is from the annotation of a GenBank genome assembly. NCBI's taxonomy places the organism in Eukaryota, Metazoa, Porifera, Demospongiae, Tetractinellida, Geodiidae.